AAAGAACGUUAUUUUUAAGGUAGAGCCGAACUCCUGCAAUUACAGAAGUUUUAUCCAUAGACUCAAAGUUUUUUUUCCGCAACAUUUUUGUGUUUGGAGACCAGAAGUCCCACCGACCUCACAUUUUCUUUCAGGAUAUUUGUAGUCCGACAGAAUUUAGUGGCUUACCUCAGUAUACAGUUACACUAACGUGCAUCUGGCCCAAACCAGGAGUCCAAAUACCUUUCUUGGUGGGGGGGGGCUAACAGUAUGUUUCAACUGGAAUCCGUUCAAGGACCUGUGGGUGGUCCCCGGACCCGGGUUUGGAGACACUCCCGCUGCAGACUCUAACUCAAGCAGCUCUAAAACUUGAGGUGAAAAACUAUCUUUCGUGUGAGUGCUGCAAGAGGUGAGCUCUGCGCGACUUCAACUACUCUCAGUCGCUGCGUAAAAAAGGUGGAGUGUGUAAACCCGCUGCCAAAAGGACACAAAGCACAGGUGUGUCGGAUGAAAGAAAAGAUUGAUUGAGUUUGCUUGCUUGAGCUGGCUCACAUUUAUGUGGACCUUUUACAUGCGGGCUGCUAGGAACCCACUUUACCCGCCGGUGAAGCUCGGAUAAUAAGUAAUUGUGAUGGAGUGGCGUGAGCAGUCUUCUGUCAGCUGCGAGGAAGCCUACUCGGAGGCGCAGAGUUGGAUUGAGGCAGUAACCAAGAAAAAAUUUGGGAGCAAGGACUUCCGAUCUGCGCUGGAGAAUGGCGUUCUUCUGUGUGAACUGAUUAACAAGAUCAAGCCUGGUGUUGUCAAGAGGGUUAACAGACUGCCUACUCCUAUUGCUGGACUGGACAACCUUAACGUCUUCCUCAAGGCCUGCGGGAAGCUUGGACUAAAGGAAGCGCAGCUCUUUCACCCCGGAGAUCUUCAAGACUUGUCCUCAAGAGUCACAGUCAAGGAUCAAGAGACCAGCAGGAGGCUGAAAAAUGUAUUGAUCACCAUUUACUGGUUAGGUAGAAGAGCUCAGUGUGACCGCUUCUAUGAUGGACCUUACUUGAACUUCAAGGCAUUUGAGGGUUUAUUGGGCACAGCACUAUACAAGGCUCUGCAGGAAUCUUCCAGUCAGAAAAGCAGCAACGUCCGAGACAGCGGUUUUGGAGACAGUUGGUACUCUGAGCGAGAGGAGCUCUCCCAUCUGAGAGGAGGAGGAGGUGGAGGUGGUGGUAGACACAGGAGGGACGACUCCCUGGACAGCUUGGAUUCGUUGGGUUCCCGACCCCACAGCAUCGCAUCUGACACCACUCUUAAAGGCAGCAGCGAGGGUUGUUUUAGCGAUACCGAGGCAGACUCUGUCUUCAAGAUGACCGAGAACAAGGACAAUCUCAGCUACCGCCGGUCGGCAGUGGUCGCGCCGAAAACCACCACGCAGUUUAACCAGUUCCUGCCCACUAAAGACAAAGCUUCUGGCUACGUGCCUGCUCCACUAAGGAAGAAACGGGCCGAACGUAAUGAGGACAACCGGCGCAGCUGGGCCAGCAUCAGUUUCGCAGAGGAUGAAAGCUCUCUCACCAGAGAGCGCCAAGAGAGUACAGACGGGAGCAAAUCAACAAGUGAUAUGCUCGUCGACCCUGCGGUCAACCGGCAGGCUCGCUACGAAGAGCUGCAGAAGUAUCGUGAGCAGGUUAAGCAGAGCGAGGAUAAGUGGCAGGAUGCCCUGAACGACUGGAAGAGCCGACGUCGCAGUGUCAACUCUGAUAUAGUAAAGAAGAAGGAGGAAAGGGAGAAGAUAGAGCAGAUUACUUACGGCGGUGAGAAAAGGUCUAAGACCUUCAAGGAGAUGCAAGAGGAGAGAGAAGGUAAAAGAAAGAGCAGUGUUGGCAGCCGUCUCGGAUCUCUCUCUUUUUUAGACGACGACGACGACAACGUAUUUGAAAAACCCGUCAUUGUCCCACGUACCCGAGCGCCUCCUAGCAGAAGCUACACAAUUGACACUUCCCAAUUUUCCUAUGAACCCCCCAAGCCCUCUGUGAAUGACAAAGAACCUCCCAUCGCUUCCCCAGCUACCGGCAGGGCUGCUUCCCCUCCCACUUCACUUGAAGUCGUGGACAGUCCCGCACUAAGCAGCUCCAUCACGAACACCAUCACUCCGAACAACUACAGCUCAUUCAACCGCUCCCCAUCUCCAGAAGCUGUACCUUUGCAGAGGAGUACAGACUCAGAGCGCGCCAGCACAGCCAAGAAGCAGGAGGCCCCAACUGUUGUCUCCUCUUCUAGCUCCCUACCAAAGGUGCCUGAGCCAAGCACCGCAUUGUCGGGCACACGGACUGAGGUGAAGCCCCCCUCUUCUGGUCCUUUGCACACACAAGCACAGCCCAGCUCAAUGGAACCCAAGCCUCCCGCGAUGUCUCGGGUUUCUUCCUCCCUGCCUAAGACCUACCAGAGAUCGGAUAGCGCACGUCUAACUUCAGUUGUCACACCAAGGCCCUUUGGGAGCCAGCCCUCACGCAUCACCUCUCUUCCCCGAGGCUUUACCCCCGCACAGACAGACGACUCACACAAGCGUGUCAAUGGCAACGUCGAUGUUUCUAAGAAGUCAUCGGUGCCGAGCCGGUACCAUCAGUUCAUGACCUCUGAGGACGAAGCUCUGUCUAGCUCAGCACACAGCAGUGAAGAGGAGGAGGAGGAGGAAGAGGCGACUACAGGGAAGAGCGUCAACUCUGCUCUGAGCGUCUCACCUGUACCUCCACAGGUCAAGAGUGAACCUCCUGCUCCAGCCAAAGAAACCAGCCAGGAGAACUACUGUGAGAUGCGGAUCAGCCUGAACCAGAAGCCCAACAGCAGCAGAGAUUUUGGUUUCCAGGCAGUCUGGGACUCAACAGGAGCUUGUGUCACAUCUAUCCAGCCAGGCAGCCCGGCUGAGAUGUGCCAGCUUCAGACUGGAGACAAGGUGCUGACGGUGAACGGGCACAAGGUGGCAGACCUGAGCUACACAGAGUGGAAGUCCCACAUGGAUGAGGCUCUGCAGGAGGGCAGUCUGGUCAUGGAUAUAAGGCGUCAUGGGCAGAACAACUGGGACAGAGUUCAACCUUCCCUGCCAUUUAAAAGCCAUAAGACCAUCAAUCUGACCAGUACGGAUCAUCCAAUGCUUGUAGGUCCCCAAGAAAAAAGCACAGUCAGCUCCAGCCUGGAUUUCACUUCAAACACUCCAGCAGAAACGCUGACGUUCAAAGAGACCCCGGCUCAUCCCGUUAGCGAAGUGGCUUCAAACGGAGUUAAUGGAGGUUUCCGAGAGGAGCCGGUGACCAUGAGGAAAAAAGAGUCAGAACCCCUAUCUUUGAAAAACUUAAAGCGGAGGUCAGAGUUUUUUGAACAAGGUGGCUCAGGGUCCAGUGUCAGUGCGCUGGUCUACCUCUGUGGAGGAGGAUCAGAGCCUGCAGUGCCAGAUAUACCCGUUCCUGUAAUCACUCCCUCCAGUCGCUGGUCUUGGGACCCAGAAGAGGAGCGGAAAAGACAAGAGAAGUGGCAGAAGGAGCAAGAGCGCCUCCUACAGGAGAAAUAUAAGCGUGAUCAGGAGAAGCUGCAGGAAGAGUGGCUCAAGGCUCAGCAGGCGAUUUCUACAAGCAUGGUUCCCAAACAGCCUGGGAGCCUGAAGGUGAACAACCACAGCAACAGCAGCACCGGCCCACACUCACCACUAUCUCCCGUCAACCAGCCCACAUCUCUACUGUGGGAAGAAGAAGAGCGAAAGAGGAAGGAGGAGCAGGAGCGCCAAAGGCAGGCGGAGGAGAAGAGGAAGAGGGAAGAGGAGGAGCGAGAGCUGCAGCGUCUCCAGGAGGAGAGGAUGAGGAAGGAAAGGCAGGAGCAGGAGGAAAGGAAGAGAAGGGAGGACGAGAGGAGGUUGCUGGAAGCAGAAGAGCAGCAGCGUAGAGAGAAGGAGAGAGCCUUUGAGCAGCAGCAGCAGUGGGCCACUAGCUCCCACGGCUUUCCUUAUGCCCAGCCUUCACUCACCUAUGCAGACAGGACAAAAUCCAAAUCAUCCCCUCAGCUCGACGAAGAGGACAGACCUCAGAGAAAAGGUGUGCAUGUGCACCAUGGGGGCAUGGCUCAGCGGCUGCUGGAAGAGCAGCUGAAGAAUGCACAAGACAGAGUUUACCAAAGUCAGAGGGCUGCAUCUGAGCUGGAGCUGGAGCGGAGGAACAUCCUCCAUGCCAUGAGAUACAGAGAGCCGGAGAGAGUGACCUCAAGCGGAGCCGCUGAGAAGAAGGACCAGCAGCCUGCAUCUCAGGCUGAGCUGGAGCGGCAGCAGAUCCUCAAUGAGAUGAAAAAGAAGACGUCAUUGCUGACGGACAACAGCUGGAUCCGCCAGCACUCUCCCGACACUUCCACCAACAAGGAGAGGGCCCUGCCACCUAUGCGCAGAGGCGAUUCUCUUGACAACUUGGACACCUCAUACAACUCCUGGCGUUCGUCAUCGAAACCCCGAAGCGGUUCUUUUGCCCAAAACUACUCUCGGCCUCACUCUGCCCUUUCUGGCAACACUUCCUUUUAUGGUGGGGGUUUGAGGGCUCAGCGGUAUGGUUCCACUUCCACUCUGCCUUCUUCCUAUUCCAUGGGCUCACUCCGAAGUGGGGCAGGAUCCCACUUGGUCCCUUGGUCCAGGCAGUCGCCUUCACCCUCUUCUUCUUCUUCACCCACCACCUCUCCAGACCCCAUGGCUGAGGCAGACGCUCCUCAGCAGCGCAGCAGGUCAGUGAGUGGAAAGAAAAUCUGUACGUUCUGUGAAAGCCCGCUGGGAAAGGGAGCAGCCAUGAUCAUCGAGUCCCUUGGACUCUGUUAUCAUUUGGGUUGCUUUAAGUGCAUCGACUGUAAGUCUGACCUUGGAGGAUCAGAAGCCGGGGCUGAAGUCCGAAUACGAAACAAGCAGCUCUACUGUAACUCCUGCUACAUGCGAGUCAAAACUGGUCAACCAACAUCUAUGUGACGUGACUGUCCUCCAGCAGAUUGAUGAAGAGACUACUUCCGACAACAACCCUUGAAUUUUAAAGUGAACAUUGAAGCCAUUGCAAUUAACCGGGACACUUGGUUGGGACGUAUCGCUGUUUAUGAUUCUGUUAAAACCCCAGGCGAUACCUUGGUGAGAAUCAUAUUUGUUUUUACAGUGUGUGAUUAAGGAAGGGACGCUUGCAAAGUAGUUAUCAGCUUUUGUGUUUAUAUCCUAUUAAGCAGCACAAUUGUACAGAGUGUAAGGGUUCUGCAUGCGCCGGAGUUUUUAAACGUUUUAGCCACAAAACUAGUCGAGCUAUUAACUGUCUACCAGAUUCCAGAUGAAAGUUUUUUGUUUCUAAACUUCGCUUAGAUACUGAGAGAAAAUCCUGCAGGAUCAUCCUCCUCAUUUUCACGCUUCUUUUCCCACCAACUAUUGUGUUAUAAAAAUGUGUGUCAACCAAGGUAUUGGUGUCAUGUCUAUCAUGUGCCUUUUUAUUUGUAAUUAAGAUUACUAAAAUACUGCAAAAUGUCGUUUGCAUUUGUCUCAAGUUUUCAGUGAUGGAGUAUUGCACACAUAAGCAGGUUUCUAUGUAAAGAAUAUACGUCACACUGAUUAGGCAAACAUAACAAUGUAAAUAAAAAUAACUAAAUACUC
This is a messenger RNA of Oreochromis niloticus (Nile tilapia), 5611 nucleotides long. RefSeq names its product LIM domain 7a (gene lmo7a). Lineage: Eukaryota; Metazoa; Chordata; Actinopteri; Cichliformes; Cichlidae. Gene Ontology annotation, molecular function: protein binding. Gene Ontology annotation, biological process: regulation of signaling; regulation of cell adhesion. The transcript is spliced from 32 exons. The coding region runs from base 611 to 4951 and encodes 1446 amino acids. The record is from RefSeq and is a predicted model, not a curated record.